AUGGCGGAGGGGGGCUCUGCCGAGGGGGAGCUGGAGCCGCUGCGGCUGCGGCGGUUGCGGGGCGAGGGCUUCUUCGAGGUGCCGGCGGCCGACCGGCUGGGAAGAUGCCGGAGCGUGAAGGAGUUUGAGAAGCUGAAUCGGAUCGGAGAGGGCACCUAUGGCAUAGUGUACCGGGCUCGGGACACCCUGACGGACGAGACCGUGGCAUUGAAGAAGGUGCGGAUGGACAAUGAGAAAGAUGGAAUGCCCAUCAGCAGCCUGCGGGAGAUCACCCUGCUCCUGCAGCUUCGGCACCCCAACAUCGUGGAGCUGAAGGAGGUGGUUGUAGGGAACCAUCUGGAGAGUAUUUUCCUGGUGAUGGGCUACUGCGAGCAGGACCUAGCCAGCCUUCUCGAGAACAUGCAGACGCCUUUUUCAGAGGCUCAGGUGAAGUGCAUCGUCCUGCAAGUCCUCAAGGGCCUGCAGUACCUUCACGAGAACUACAUCAUCCACAGAGAUCUGAAGGUGUCCAACCUGCUCAUGACUGACAAAGGCUGCGUGAAGAUAGCCGAUUUUGGACUGGCACGCACCUACGGGAUGCCGCCGGAGCCGAUGACCCCCAAAGUCGUCACGCUUUGGUACCGAGCGCCCGAGCUGCUGCUGGGAAUGACGACCCAGACCACCAGCAUCGACAUGUGGGCUGUGGGCUGCAUCCUCGCCGAGCUGCUGGCCCACAAGCCACUGCUGCCGGGCACCUCCGAGAUCCACCAGAUCGACCUCAUCGUGCAGCUCCUGGGGACGCCCAACGAAAACAUCUGGCCGGGUUUCUCCAAGCUGCCCCUGGUGAGUCAGUACACCCUGCGGAAGCAACCCUACAACAACCUCAAGCACAAGUUCCCCUGGCUGUCGGAGGCCGGGCUGCGGCUGCUCAACUUCCUCUUCAUGUACGAUCCCAAGAAGCGGGCGACAGCGAAAGACUGCCUGGAGAGCUCCUACUUCAAGGAGAAGCCCCUGCCCUGCGAGCCGGAGCUCAUGCCUACCUUCCCCCACCACCGCAACAAACGGGCCGCCGCCGCCAGCGCGGGGACGGAGAGCCAGGCAAAGCGCGGCAAGCCCUGACCCCCCCGGGAGGAGACACGGCACACGCCAGCCGGGAUGGCUUUCCUCAGCGGAACAGCACCAGCGCCGCGGGCUCCAUCCCUUCCCGGGACGGCUCCCGAAUUCAAUUCCCCUCCCCGUACCGGUGCGGGGAUGGCCCGGCUACAGCGGGGGAGCGCUGCGACCCAACCUUCUGUACACAUCUCCUGCCCCGGAGCUGGGCGGGUUCCAGUCUGCGGCUGGGCGAAUGCAGCACCGGGAGCAGGAGCGAGGAGAGACGGGGCUCAGCCGGGGUGCUGGCGGAGCCAGCCCUGUCCCGCAGGGUGCUGGUUGCGUGGGGUAACCCCGACUUUGCCAUCAAUAAAAAGCAGCU
This is a messenger RNA of Gymnogyps californianus (California condor), 1450 nucleotides long. RefSeq names its product cyclin dependent kinase 10 (gene CDK10). Lineage: Eukaryota; Metazoa; Chordata; Aves; Accipitriformes; Cathartidae. Gene Ontology annotation, biological process: protein phosphorylation; regulation of mitotic cell cycle. Gene Ontology annotation, cellular component: nucleus. The coding region runs from base 1 to 1098 and encodes 365 amino acids. The record is from RefSeq and is a predicted model, not a curated record. The transcript has 13 exons. Gene Ontology annotation, molecular function: cyclin-dependent protein serine/threonine kinase activity; ATP binding.